AUGACGGCGGAGGGCCACAACGUCGACGCGAACCUGCUCGGAAUAGGUCGCGACCACGGUCAUUACUUUUCGAAGAAGACGUUCGGCAAGCCUACAUACUGUCAUCACUGUUGCGAUAAGAUAUGGGGUAUGCUUACGCAAGGAUAUGCUUGUGAAGUUUGCAAUUUCGUAUGUCAUGAGAAGUGCUUAAAAACCGUCGUCUCGUACUGUAGUGGAGUUGCAUUGCAGCUGAUCAAGAACCCAGUUGCGCAUACAUGGUCACAACCUGGCUUGAUCAAACGAAAAUUCUGUUGUGUAUGUCGUAAAAGGACUGACGAGGCGCUGUCACUCGAAUGUGAAGUUUGCGAGUACUAUGUACAUGUAGACUGCUCCGAUCUGGCCGUCUCGGACUGUAAAGAGGCUGCCACCUAUGUGCCAAAUUUGGACAUUGCCACGCAUGAACAAUUUCAUCACAUGCGUGAAGGGAAUCUGCCCAAAGACAGCAAAUGCGUGGUAUGCAAAAAGAGCUGCUGGUCGGCGGAAUGUCUGGCAGGCAUGCGUUGCGAGUGGUGUGGGCAGACGGCUCAUGCCGUUUGCUAUCGUCAGAUGCCGAAGGAAUGCGAUUUUGGCGUGCUACGGAAGAUUCUCUUACCGCCAUCGGCGCUGACGAUACCCCGUACAGAACUUCCAAUGGAGCAGCUUCUUGCAAUCACAUCCAGUGAUCCUCCACAGUCGCGUAAGGUUUCAUCACCGUCAAAAAUUCAGCCAGAUGACGUGUCAUCGUCUGGUGAUGAUAUGAAAGAGCGUGAAGAUACGGAGAUCCUACGAGUGUUCGACGGUAAUUCAUCACUUCGUGCACAAGUGUGCCGAACAGCCAGCGUUCCGAAGACCGUUACCGUUCAACAGAUUCGUGACGCUGCAUUACGGCGAUUUCACAUUACUGACAACCCGGAUAAUUACUACGUUACUCAAGUUGUAAACGAUGCCGGUGACGAGGAAACGUUAGAAGAUCCGGUACCACUGCGAAAUGUGAAGAGACCGGAAGGUCGACGAGCGCAAAUAUUUCUUAGGUACAAAGACGAUCCUGAUAAGGAUGUCGUAAAACUGUAUGGCGGGUGGCUGAGGUGUGUUCCUGUAACAUUUUGUUCAAUAACCGUAACUCGGGACACGCUAGUACAAGAUGCUCUUGCCGAUGCGCUUCAAAACUUUGGCCUUGAUCCCAGUACUUGGAACAGGUACAACCUCAUUGAAGUAUCACUGGAUCGCGGUGUGGCUGAACGAACGUGCAAUGCUCAGGAAAAUAUGCUGCAACUCGUCCGGAAUCUUCGCAAGGACUCCUUACGACGCUAUCACGUUGUACGGUUCUAUGUACAGGAGAAAGAGGACCCACAUGAUCAUGCAGUGUUUGUUGGAAAUCUUCCUGUAUCGCUUGCUCAACGGCAGUACGAACGAAUAUUGCUCAAAUUAUUAGGAGCAAAAGAGAAACCGUUCACGGCAAUCGGACCGAUUUAUUUCGAGUACGGUUCACUUGUGAUUACAUUUAAUACGCCAAAAGCCGCAACUGCUGCCGUUCAACGCCUUCAAAAUGCCAUCUACGAAGACAAAAAGCUCAUUGUGUUAUGCUUACCCAAUGUUCAGCCACAUAUGCUACCACCUGAUGCUGAACCGUUACUGGUACUCGUGAACGUGAAAAGUGGCGGCUGUCAAGGAACAGAGCUGAUUCAAUCAUUUCGAAAACUCCUUAACCCUUUCCAAGUUUUUGAUGUUCUUAAAGGUGGUCCGCUAGUCGGGCUUUACGUGUUCCGAAACAUUCCGAAAUAUAAAAUCCUGGCUUGUGGCGGAGAUGGUACUAUUGGAUGGGUUUUGCAGUGUCUUGAUAUUGCAAAGCAGGAUGCAGCAUGUUUUUCACCCCCCUGUGGUAUAGUCCCAUUGGGCACCGGCAAUGACUUGGCAAGAGUGCUUCGUUGGGGUGGUGGUUAUACAGGCGAGGAGAAUCCAUUAGAAAUCCUAAAGGAUGUAAUAGAAGCAGAUGAGGUUCGACUUGAUCGAUGGGCGGUGGUGUUUCAUGAAGAAGAACGAAGCCAACCCCCAAAUCAGACUGACCAGACAAUGAGCAAUCCUGAAGAUCAGACAAGCAUGAUCAUCAUGAAUAACUAUUUCGGAAUCGGUAUUGAUGCAGAUGUGUGUCUUAAAUUCCACAAUAAGCGUGAUGCGAAUCCAGAAAAGUUCCAAUCUCGCUUAUUCAACAAAACACAAUAUGCUAAAAUUGGCUUGCGAAAGAUGUUCUUCGAGCGGUCGUGCAAAGAUCUUUGGAAGCGUAUUGAAGUUGAGGUAGACGGGCGACCUAUUGAACUGCCAAACAUAGAGGGAAUAGUCGUUCUGAACUUGUUGAGCUGGGGAAGUGGUGCGAAUCCAUGGGGAACCGCCAAGGAGGAGAGCCCUUUCCAAAAGCCAACACAUUAUGAUGGACUUUUGGAGGUUGUUGGUAUUUCUGACGUAUCGCGUUUGGGUCUCAUUCAGUCUAAAUUGGCAGCCGGCACUAGGAUUGCUCAAGGAGGAAGUAUUCGUAUAACGACACAUGAAGAAUGGCCGGUGCAGGUAGAUGGUGAGCCUCAUAUUCAGCCUCCAGGUACAAUCACCAUCCUGAAAUCGGCGUUGAAGGCGCAAAUGCUGAAGAAGGCGAAGAAGAGUCGUCGUGGCGUGGCUUCGUCGCAGGUGCGAGCGGUCGCCAGCGAAGGCUCACCAUCUGGUCCGUUGGGAGUACCAUCAUCGCUGGAUCCCGCACUCGGCAAAUCAACACCCGAAGCUCUCGGCGACUCAGAUGAGGAGGGCGACGCAUUCCUUUGA
Angiostrongylus costaricensis is the source of this 2826-nucleotide messenger RNA. Lineage: Eukaryota; Metazoa; Nematoda; Chromadorea; Rhabditida; Metastrongylidae. The record is from the annotation of a GenBank genome assembly.